CUGAAACCUAUGUAUCUUUUGUCAAGACAUUUGGGGUGUAGGUAAAUGCAUUUAUAUUUAACAGUAACACAGCAAACCUUUGUUCCUGUGGUUUUUCUUGUUCGUUGCUCUUCAACUUCCCCAUUUGAUCUGAACGCCACUUCCUCUUUUGUUUGGUGGUGAAGUUCUUAGGGGUGGAGUUUUCAACUAUUUUGGUCUGCUGUGGUGAGAGCAGUGCAUAUGUUGUAAGUUUGUUUUAUAGGUUCUUGUGUGGAGUGGUGAAACUUGUGCAAGAUGGCGCUGGUCUGACAUUACCCUGGCGUCAGCAGGUGUGAGAACGAUAUAUGCAGUGUAUGUGAGCGUGUGAAAUGUCUGGAGACACCAGCACCUUGUUCUGGAGGAGCAUGUCUCCCACCGGCCAAUUGGAGAUCCCAACUAUGUCUCCGCAGGCAACUGUGGGUGGGUGUAGCAUCCUCCCUGCAAAGAUUAUCAAAGUGUGUUUCCUCAGCAACAGUUUCAACCUCGGCAAGAACUUCAAACUGGUCCGCUGUGACAAAGGAACGACAAUCAGGGAUGUCAUCAGCUUAGUGCUGUCUAGCGGAUGUGUGGGUCCGGACAUAAGACACAACCGCUGUUAUGGUCUUCUCCUCAAACACCUUAAGUCGUCUGCGAUACAUUGGCUGCACCCGGACCUGACCAUGUUGGAACUCGUCCAGCAAUACGAGCAGCAGCACCUGGAGGCCGAGUGGAGAUAUGACUUGAGAAUCAGAUACAUUCCAUCAGACUUUAUGGAAAAAUUCCAAGACGAUAGAACCACCAUGCUGUACUUUUACCAGCAGGUUAGAAGUGACUACAUGCAGCAGUUUGCUUCUAAGGUCAGCGAUGGGAUGGCUUUGCAGCUUGGUUGCCUGGAGAUUAGGAGAUAUUUCAAAGACAUGAAUCCAAACGGACUGGAGAAAAAGUCCAACUUUGAGCUGUUGGAGAAGGAUGUGGGACUGGACCUGUUCUUUCCAACGGAGCUGAUGAGCAGCAUGAAGCCGAAGCAGCUGCGUCGGCUGAUCCGCCAGACGUUUCAGGGCUACGGCACCCUGAACCAGGAGCAGUGCAUGGCCAAGUUCUUCAGCACUCUGGCUCAGUGUUACAGCUACGCACAGGAGAGCUUUGCCUGCAUGCUGCACGGUUGGAGUGUCACAAUAGAGCUCGUCAUCGGCCCUGAGGGUAUCAGUCAGCAAACCGACAACUCCACACCCGUGUGUCUGGCCAAGUACUCUCAGGUGAGCAGCAUCUCCUGCUCUACUGAGAGCAACGGCCGAGCUAUGCUCAACGUUCACAUAAAGGGAACCAAGCAGCCUCUCUCGGUGAGCACGGCAUCUUUGGCUGUCGCAGGAAACAUGGCUGACCUGAUUGAUGGAUACUGCCGGCUGGAGGGGGUCUCUGAGGUUUCACUCAUUAGCAGACCUGGCAAAGGGAGAAAGGAGCUACCUCAAAUUCCAAAACUCGAUGAUUCCUCCCCACACAAAAGAGAUUCCGACAUUUAUGCUGAGAUUCCCGAGGACAGACUGAUGCCGUGCGAGAAACAUAGGAUAUCCCGAACUGAUGUCAUCGUGGGUCGCGUCCUUGGUGAGGGCUUCUUUGGAGAGGUUCAUGAAGGUGUUUAUAAAAGCCCGACAGGAGAAAGGAUCCAAGUGGCCAUCAAAACAUGCAAGGACUGCUCACCAGGCGUGAAGGAGAAGUUUCUUAGUGAAGCCGAAUUAAUGAAGAAUCUAGACCACCCCUACAUCGUGCGUCUGAUUGGAGUCAUUGACGACAACCCGAUAUGGAUCGUCAUGGAGCUCUAUGAACAUGGAGAGCUGGGGAAAUAUCUGAUGGAGCAAAAGUACACCCUGACAACAGAGACUUUAAUUCUGUACAGUCUGCAAAUCUGCAAAGCCUUAGCUUACCUCGACGGCCUCAGCAUGGUGCACAGAGACAUUGCAGUGAGAAACAUCCUGGUGGCGUCUCCUGACUGCGUCAAGCUCGGUGACUUUGGUCUAUCUCGGUACAUUGAUGACCAAGAUUACUACAAAGCAUCGCUUUCACGUAUGCCGAUCAAGUGGAUGGCACCGGAAUCCAUUAACUUCCGGCGGUUUACUUCGGCGAGUGAUGUGUGGAUGUUUGGCGUGUGUGUGUGGGAGAUCUUCUCCUUGGGCCAGCAGCCCUUCCACUGGCUGGUGAACGGGCAGGUGAUCGCCCAGCUGGAGUCCGGCGUCCGACUCCCCAAGCCGCAGCUGUGCCCGCCAGCUGUUUACUCUCUGCUGACCGGCUGCUGGACCUAUGAGCCGCAUGCCCGCCCGGGCUUUAUCCAGCUCGUCUGCUUGCUCAGUGACAUCCACACAGCGGUGCAGGAGGAUAAACCAGGCUACAUCUCAUGUAUCUCGCUACUGGACCUCGAGCACGGCGAGCCUCCCCCAAAGCCUUCCAGAGUGGGCGCCGCCGACCCAUACGCCUCAAGUGUGCAGGGAAAGGAUGGGCAAGCGCAUAUUGAUGACACUUUACGAAGGCAACGAAGAGAGAUGUUGAUGGACAGACAAUGGCUGGAGCAGGAGGAGCGACAACUGGAUCCUUUUAUGCGACAGGCCUCAGAAAUCAAGCUUCUGGAAAAAAGUGUGGCUGAUGGCCCCCCAGCAGAGACCCACUUACCUCUCGGCGUCACACAGUCUCGUCCCACAGCUGAGCUGGACCGAUCAGGAGAUCAGGUGUACUCUGGGGUCAUGGCGGUGGUCAGACAGGUGGUCCAGCUGAAGAAUGAGGUCAACACGCUUCCAGCCUCCGAGUAUCCCAACGCUGUCAAAGCGAUUGGCGCCACUCUGCGGAGCCUGAUCCAAAGCGUUGAGGAAGUCCUGCCCGUUCUGCACAAGUCAUGUGCCAGCGAGAUCACGGGCACAAUGAAGCUCCUGAACAAGGACCUAGAGGAGCUGGUCAAUAAGAUGAGACUGGCCCAGCAGAACUGGGUAACGACACUAAAGGAGGAGUGCCAGAGACAGAUGUUGGCGGCAGCACACACUCUGGCACUAGACUCCAAGAACCUGCUGGACGCAGUGGACCAGGCGAGGGUCAGGGAGACACAGGAUGAAUGAAGUUAGUGUUGGGAACUCAUUCAUUUUUGGACUUUAAAGGGGAACAUUAUCAGCAGACCUAUGUAAGCGUCAAUAUAUACCUUGAUGUUGCAGAAAAAAGACCAUAUGUUUUUUUUAAACCGAUUUCCGAACUCUAUUAAAGGGUGAAUUCGGCGAUUGAAACGCCUUUCAAUUGUUCGCUGUCGGGGCAAUGACUUUUCACCCGUGAUGUCACGACAGGAAGCAAUCCGCCAUUUUCUCAAACACAUUACUCACACCAAGUCAAAUCAGGUCUGUUAUUUCGCGUUUUUUCGACUGUUUUCCGUACCUUGGAGACAUCAUGCCUCGUCGGUGUGUUGUCGGAGGGUGUAACAACUCGAACAGAGACGGAUUCAAGUUGACUUACGUGGAGUGUGCUAAUCAGACAUAUCAAUGGUCACGGCAUGCUAAUCGAUGCUUACGUGCCAUUUAGGCUAGCUGUAUGUACAUAUUGCAUCAUUAUGCCUCAUUUGUAGCUAUAUUUACAUCCAGCCUUCCCCUCCACCCACAUUUAAUGCCUAACAAACACAUACCAAUCGACGGAUUCAAGCAACAGUGGUCAAAAGAUGCGAAAGUCCCUCGUUUGUUCUGCACACUUUACCGACGAUAGCGAUACUACGACAGAGAUGGCACAGAGAUGUGUGGAUAUCUUGCGACACUCAAAGCAGAUGCAUUUCCAAUGAUAAAGUCAACAAAAUCACAAAGGUGAGUUUUGUUUAUGUUUAUGACUUAUGUGCUAAUCAGACAUAUUUGCUCAUGGCAUGACUGCAAGCUAAUCGAUGCUAACAUGCUAUUUAGCUAGCUGUAUGUACAUAUUGCAUCAUUAUGCCUCAUUUGUAGCUAUAUUUGCAUCCAGCCUUUCCCUCCACCCACAUUUAAUGCCAAACAAACACAUACCAAUCGACGGAUUUAAGUUGCUCCAGUGGUCAAAAGAUGCAAUCGUUGGUUAGAAGGCGAUCGCCGAAUUCGUCCUUUUUGCCGCUGUCUGUCGUGAUAUGGCUCAAUAGCUUCCAUUUCUUCUUCAAUUUCGUUUUCGCUAUUUGCCUCCACACUCCAACCAUCCGUUUCAAUACAUGCGUAAUCUGUUGAAUCGCUUAAACCGCUAAAAUCCGAGUCUGGAUCCGAGCUAAUGUCGCUAUAUCUUGCUGUUCUAUCCGCCAUGUUUGUUUGUAUUGGCAUCUCGCAGUGACGUCACAGGAAAAUGGACGGGUGGAUAAAGCGAUGGUGAAAAUCAGGCUCUUUGAAGCCGUUUUUCGGCUUGCGUGAUGGGUAAAAUUUUGAAAAAAACUUUGAAAAAUAAAAUAAGCCACUGGGAACUGAUUUUUAUUGGUUUUAACCCUUCUGAAAUUGUGAUAAUGUUCCCCUUUAAAUACGUAUCAAAAGUUGAAAAAAAGAAAAUGUUUAAAAAAAAAAAAAGGGAUUUCAUAUCUGUACAUGAAAAAGCAUCAAAUAAAUUGCUGUUACGCCAUGAAUGUACACAGAAAGUAUUCACAGCACCCGGAGUGAAUAUAUUUGCAGCUGCACCCUCCAAGGAUAAUGUGCACCACAAAAGGAAUGUGGGCGAGAGUUAUUUCCAAUAAAAUAUUGAUGAUA
Messenger RNA from Nerophis ophidion (straightnose pipefish), 4706 nucleotides. Its product is annotated as protein-tyrosine kinase 2-beta-like. Gene Ontology annotation, molecular function: ATP binding; protein tyrosine kinase activity. The record is from RefSeq and is a predicted model, not a curated record. Gene Ontology annotation, cellular component: focal adhesion; cytoskeleton. The transcript has 30 exons. Lineage: Eukaryota; Metazoa; Chordata; Actinopteri; Syngnathiformes; Syngnathidae. Gene Ontology annotation, biological process: protein phosphorylation; signal complex assembly. Bases 348 to 3095 code for a protein of 915 amino acids.